Cannabis sativa is the source of this 3123-nucleotide messenger RNA. RefSeq names its product protein kinase STUNTED. Gene Ontology annotation, molecular function: protein kinase activity; ATP binding. The transcript is spliced from 11 exons. NCBI's taxonomy places the organism in Eukaryota, Viridiplantae, Streptophyta, Magnoliopsida, Rosales, Cannabaceae. The record is from RefSeq and is a predicted model, not a curated record. Bases 812 to 2896 code for a protein of 694 amino acids. Gene Ontology annotation, biological process: protein phosphorylation.
CCCUUGUUUUUUGAAUGUUGACAUUUUUUUGAAAAAAAAAAAACAAAACAAAUAUUGACCUUAGAACAUAACUAGUUUAUUACAAUAGUACUUCUUGUUUGUCUUAAACAAAUUAACUGUGUAGUUCUCCCCAUUGUUGCACCCGCAAUGGCCGUUGGAAAAGCCAUUCUCCUGUUACGUCGGUUCACCUAGAGCGACCGGGUAUCGGGGGUUUCCCGCAGUAUUUGCCGGUGACUUUAACGGACUCCUUUCAAUUUAUCUCUACACUUUAACUAACACAUUUUCACCCAAAAAAAAAAUCACAUUCCAAAGAAACAGAACAAAGAAGAAGAAUGAUCUCAUCCACCAAAUAAAUAAACAAAUUUUAUAUAAAAAAAUAAAAAUAAAAACGAAAAACAAAUAAAAGAAAUAGUGCCGUCUCGUUGGGGGGAUUUCAGCCUUCUACCGACACUUUCUUCUGAACAUAUUUCCAACAAAAAGAAAAACGUUUAUUAAUAAUAAUUCUUCAUUUAAACACUUUCAAAUCAAAAACGAUGAAUUAUUAAAAUUGCAAAUUCUUUUGUUAUUUUAUUUUAUUUUUCAUUAUUUUAGUAUUGAAUAGCAGAGUUGCAGUAGGUAUGGAAGGUGAUGUUAUUUGGCGGUAUUUCUGUAUUUGAAAAGGGCAUUGUCAUGGUGGGGGCUUCAACAACAGAUGGAACCAAACCAAGUUUUAGGGGCAGUAAUGACUCAUAGUCAAGGAAGAAGAGAGUUUAGCUUGUACAAACUUUGAAAACUGUACAAGAGAAAGAGACUGGUCGACUAUCUUACUACCAUGACUGUGUUUGAGGAGUUUUUGACUGUUCUUCAUAAUACAAAAAAGGAGAGAAUUGUUUUGGUUGGUAUUCGAAUUGAUAGCCAUAGCAGAGAGAUUCUCAGCUGGGCUCUUGUGAAGGUUGCUGAGCCUGGAGAUUCUGUUGUUGCUAUUCAUGUCUGUAGAAAUUCAGAUGAAGCUUUGAAAAAGAAACCUUCUUUAGAUGAUUACCUGGAAGUGUAUCAAGGUUUAUGUAGUGUAAAAAAGGUGGCACUUACUGGUCAGAUAUUAACUGGAAGUUCAGCCAGAAGGGCUCUGGUGAGAGAGGCAAUCAGUCAUGGUGUUGAAGCUCUGGUUUUGGGCAUAAGUAAACGAAGCAAUAUUAGGAGUAGGAUUUCCACAGCCAAAUAUUGUGCCAAGAGGCUAUCUUCAACCACAGAAGUCCUGGCUAUUCACAAUGGGAAAGUUCUCUUCAGAAGGUGCCCCAUCACUAAACUUUCAGACACUGCGACGAAUGAUCGGAAAGAACUUAAACCAAGUCCUUUUACAACAAAAGAAACUGUGUCUGAAUUUGGCGACUCUGAAGCGGAGACGGAAACUGUGGUAUCCUUUUGUGAAACGACUAGGAGUACUGACUCAUUCAGUCUAAUAAGCCAUCAAGAGAAGAGAAGAAGCCUUUCAAGAUCAGAUUCUCUUCUUUCAACCGAUUCUUUUUCUAUGGACCAAAAGCUUGGUUGGCCUUUGCUUAGAAAAUCAAUUUCAGGGGCCCCACAUACCCCAAAGGCAAGGAACAUCUCAGUGGUUCAUUGGGUGAUGAGCUUACCAGAUCGGUCUCCAAUGCAAUAUUUACAUUGUCCAACAAUAGUAGAGAAUCCCAACAUGGAAGGAGAGCUCAAUGACUUUGAUAAUGACACUAAUAAUAGUAUCAAAUUAUCUGAUUUUAGUGAAAUACCAGAAGGGUUGCAAAAUCUUCUUCUCACCAACUCACGUGGCUACAAAUGGUUCACUCUUGAUGAUCUCAAAGCGUCAACUUCUCAAUUUGCUUCAGAAAAUCUGAUUGGAAAUGGGGGGUGUAACCGUGUGUAUAAGGGAACUCUUGAAUGUGGAAAGUUAGUGGCAAUUAAGAUUCUUGAAUCAUCAAAACAAGGGUGGAAAGAUUUUGCCCUCGAAUUUGACAUUAUAUCUUCUUUGAAACACAAACACAUCACUCCUUUACUGGGAAUUUGUGUUGAGGAUAAUGCUCUGAUUUCUGUCUAUGAUUUUCUUCCUAAAGGAAGCUUAGAAGAAAAUCUACAUGGUAAGAAGGAAGACAAGUUUGUUUUGUCAUGGGAACUAAGAUAUGAUGUAGCUAUUGGGAUUGCGGAAGCUCUCCAUUACCUUCACAAAGAAAGUCCUCAGCCUGUGAUUCAUAGAGAUAUUAAGUCUGCAAACGUUCUUCUCUCUAAUGAGUUUGAAGCAAAGUUAUCUGAUUUUGGAUUGGCCAUAUGGGGCCCCAUAACUUCAUCUUUUGUAACCCAAGGAGAUGUGGUUGGAACAUUUGGCUAUCUAGCACCUGAAUAUUUCAUGUAUGGAAAAGUUAGUGACAAGAUUGAUGUCUAUGCAUUUGGAGUUGUACUUCUUGAACUCUUGUCUGGAAGAAGACCAAUUGUUUCUGAUUCUCCUAAAGGACAAGAGAGUUUGGUCAUGUGGGCAAAGCCACUAUUAGAGAGUAGAGAUGUGAAAAGUUUAUUAGACCCAAAUUUGGAUGGAAAAGUUGAUGAAGUUCAAAUGAAGAGAAUGGUUCUAGCAGCAACUCUUUGCCUCAUUCGCUCAUCUAGGCUUCGCCCUAGCAUCAUCCAAAUAUUGAAGAUAUUGAAAGGAGAAGAAGAUAUUGAGAAGUGGGCAAACUCAAAAAACAUUUGUCAACAACAUGACAUAUCAGAGAACCAAGGAGAAGAAGAUGAUGAAGUUUAUCCAAAUUCAAGUGCAGAGUUGCAUUUGAGUCUUGCAUUACUGGAUGUUGAUGAUGAUGAAAUGACGUCGUUUAGCAGUACGGACAGAAGUAGCAGCCUGUAUUUGAAUGAGUCCUUUAAAGACCGAUGGAGUAGGUCACCAAGUUUCGAUUGAUUAGAGGUGUAAGCUCUGUGGAUGGAUCAUGUAAUUUAUAGAUUUACAAUAGAGAGAAAGAUAACAAAAAGAAAAGCGCCCAAGGUUUGAGGUGGAUCUUUUGUUGUUGUAAAAAUAAAAAAUUCCAAUAGUAAUAAUAAUAAUAAAAAUAAUAAUAGUAAUAAUAAUAAUAAUAAUAAUAAUAUAAGGUAUCUUAUAAAAAUACCCAAUUUUUUUUUUCAUGUUUA